Molecule: messenger RNA, 564 nt
Organism: Echinococcus granulosus
Lineage: Eukaryota; Metazoa; Platyhelminthes; Cestoda; Cyclophyllidea; Taeniidae
Exons: 5
Coding region: 1-564 (187 amino acids)
Source: RefSeq, a predicted model, not a curated record
AUGACAAUAACAACCCCAGAAGAAGCAAUGAACAAAAAGACGUUGAUAGGAGCGGAAAAGACUCUUGACACUUUAGAAGGGCAAGGCACUCAUUUUACGGAGGAUGCUGUCUCAUCCGGUUUCGAAGUGGCUCCGAAUUGCAGAAAAUUUGACAAAGACCCGUCAGCAAAUGAGAGAUACUUUCCUUGCUUUAAUCAACUUUUUAAAAUGAAUAAACGAACACUCAGUUGGAAUAUAGUCCUAAUGCAGAAGAAACAAACAACUAUCUUUUUUAUCAGUCUCAGUUUUUUGAGUAACUUUUGUGCGAAUACAACUUGUCUAUUUUGUCAUCAGAAGGAGAGAAAGUCUGAGCCGAUGGCUAAUGGAAAGGACGACAAGGGAGUAAAAGUUGAAGAGAAGAAGGAAGGAAGCGGCGAGGCCUCCACCUCUGAGAAGAAAGAGGCGGAGCCAGCAGCAGUGAAAGGUAACAAGUCGUUUUCUUUAUUUCAGAAGAAGCUGAAGUGUGAAGAUUGUGAAAAUGAGGUUAAGGGUUGUGCCCUAUUAACCGUCUGUUUGCUUAAUUAG